Molecule: messenger RNA, 1383 nt
Organism: Salvia splendens (bonfire salvia)
Lineage: Eukaryota; Viridiplantae; Streptophyta; Magnoliopsida; Lamiales; Lamiaceae
Exons: 3
Coding region: 1-1383 (460 amino acids)
Source: RefSeq, a predicted model, not a curated record
AUGAGGAAGUCCCCGUCGUUUCAGUUUUAUUGUGAUGGUUGUGGUGAAAAAGAUGUGGACAUGGCCUACAUAUGCAGCAUAUGUGAGAUUUGGGUUCACAAGAGGUGUGCCUCGUUGCCCCUCCUUUUCCCCAAAAAUCGCCACGGCCACCACCACCACGACCUUACCCUGGCCUUCUCUUUUCCAACUAAACAUCGCAAAUUCUUUGCUCAUCUCCAAUGUGUCGCAUUCCCGACUAAGAUCCCAAACUCAGAACAGGGUGACGGUGUGGUUAAGUUCCCGCUACAUGCUCAUGACAUAGCUAAGAAGUUGAUCACACCUUUUGUAGACAAUGUAAACUGGCUCAGAAUUGGUGGAAGAACGACACAAACAACAAUGCCUAUGCCUCAAACCACUGCAAGUUUUUCGUUUUUAUUCAAUUACCACAAGCAUCAUUUGAGGCUGGUGAAAGAGUUGGCCAAUAAAGAUGAUCACAACAAAAACAUGAUGGUUGAGUUGAUCAAGAUAUGCGACGUGUGUGUGACACCCAUAUCUUCUUCUCCGUAUUACGAGUGUGCUCGUUGCAGAUAUUUCGUCCACUCCACUUGCUACUCGUUACCUAAAAUGUUCUAUCCAUCUUUUUAUUCCCCCUUAUUUGGUGGAUGCGAGACCAAUAUUUUGAAUGCAUUGAAUCAUGCAUUCAAACUCUAUACCACCUCAGAAUUGGAUAUGGAUACAAAUCUAUGCAGGUGUAAGUUGUGUGGUUUUGUCACAAAUGGGAGGGUGUAUGAGUGUAUAGUGUGCAAGAUGAUGAUAGAUGUGAAAUGUGCAGCUCUACCAUUAACCAUAAGGCACUCAUCUCACCUACAUCACACAUUCAAAUUGAUCACCAUCACUGAGUGGAAAAAAUGCUUUAUAUGCAGAUCCCACUUGAAUGAGAUGGAUAUUGGAUAUUGCUGCACCAGUUGUGAAUUUGCGUUGCACGUGAAUUGCGCUAUGCUGCCUGCGAGCAUAACAAUGCGCGAGUGGGACAGAUACCACUCGCUGAUGCUGUUAUCUGAUGCCGCUCGCGACCAUCCCUCCGACUUUAUUUGUGAUUUUUGUGAAGGGGAAUUGCAUCCCAAGAGGUGUAUGUAUCACUGCCGCCAAUGCGACGUUUCUUUCCACCUUCGGUGCCUCAAGACUGCAUCCGGUGAGUUCAGAAACGUCAAGUAUGGGCGCCAGUUCAAGUUGGAUAGGAUGCACCCUGAUCACCCUCUCACUUUCAGUUGUGUCACUAUCAAGAGAAGGUGUGACAUUUGCUCUGUGGCUGUGUAUGACUGCUGUGGAUUUGAAUGUGGAUUGUGUUACUUUGUUGUGUGCCUAAGUUGUGGUGGGAAAGAGUUGUUAGCUAACAAGAUGUAA